Neoarius graeffei (lesser salmon catfish) is the source of this 741-nucleotide messenger RNA. RefSeq names its product claudin 34a (gene cldn34a). The record is from RefSeq and is a predicted model, not a curated record. The transcript has a single exon. Gene Ontology annotation, molecular function: structural molecule activity. The coding region runs from base 1 to 741 and encodes 246 amino acids. NCBI's taxonomy places the organism in Eukaryota, Metazoa, Chordata, Actinopteri, Siluriformes, Ariidae. Gene Ontology annotation, biological process: bicellular tight junction assembly; cell adhesion. Gene Ontology annotation, cellular component: plasma membrane; bicellular tight junction.
AUGUACUACCUGGUCCACACGGCCCAUUGGCAGUUCUUUGGUUUGGUGCUGGGAGUAGUGGGAUUGAUCCUGACAGUUGCUACCAGUGGAGUGGAUGACUGGAGAGUGUGGCAUGUGGGCGACGUGUCCGUCAUCACCUCUGGCAUGGCCUGGGUCGGCAUCUGGAGGGCUUGUUUUUAUAGCAACGUCCUCGACACGGCUGAGUUUUGCCGAAGCAUAAGCAUCACAGACUCGUUCAUUCCUCCAGACAUUGCUGCAGCACAGGUGCUGUGUAUGACGGCCAUCCCUGUGGGAAUCGCUGCGAACCUGAUUGCAGGAUACGCCAUGAGACGUGCUUACUUUAACAUCGAUGGAGGGCAUGUCAGACGUUUCUUCUCAUCAGCAGGAGUUUUGUAUUUCCUCACUGCAGUGUGCUCACUGAUUCCUGUUUUUUGGACCAUGAGCUCAGUGCUGGAGAAUCGUACGAUUGAUUUUCCGCCAGAGUUUCUUCUACCUCCUGCACCGUAUAAACAGGAGCUGGGCCUGGGCAUUAUAACAGGAAUUGGCUCCUCUGUCCUGCUUAUUAUAAGUGGGCUGCUCUUCCUGUCCUACAGCAAAACACGUAAACCCAGGAAACACAAAACUGAAGGAACUGAGGAGAAAAACCAAGGCAACACAAACUUCAGAAGUGGUGCUCUGGGCCCUGCUAGUGUGAGAGAAGGGACUGAUAACUUGGCAUUCAAGUUAGAGGAUAAACUGUAA